Fragaria vesca subsp. vesca is the source of this 2091-nucleotide messenger RNA. RefSeq names its product probable sodium-coupled neutral amino acid transporter 6-like. NCBI's taxonomy places the organism in Eukaryota, Viridiplantae, Streptophyta, Magnoliopsida, Rosales, Rosaceae. The coding region runs from base 170 to 1627 and encodes 485 amino acids. Gene Ontology annotation, molecular function: amino acid transmembrane transporter activity. The transcript has a single exon. The record is from RefSeq and is a predicted model, not a curated record. Gene Ontology annotation, biological process: amino acid transmembrane transport.
AACGACAACAACAACAACAACAGGGGAACAAGAGAAGUUGUUGACCUUUGAGAUCUAAUUCAGAAUUUCAGACACAACCUCAGGAAGCUCAAAUCUUGUUUGGGUUUCCGAGUUCCCAGACUCCUGUAAGUUCCCCUUUUUUCUCAGAUCUGAUUUGUUCCUUCUCAUUAUGGAUAGUAACUAUUCAGCUAUUCGCAAGAACUCAUAUUUAGAAUUGCAAUCCCAAUACGAUACUAGAAGCCCCGGACUUGCUCCCAAACCCCGUUCGAAUUUCAACUCUUAUCCUGAGGAUAACGAUGAUGGGGAUGAUUUUGAUGAUAAUCUUAAUUUUGAUGGAGGGAAUUAUCCCCUUGUUGUUGAUGGGUCUAAGCAUGAUGGGUCUGGAAUCUCCGGGGCGGUGUUUAAUCUCACCACUACCAUUAUUGGGGCUGGGAUUAUGGCUCUGCCUGCCACCAUGAAGGUUCUUGGUGUCGUUUGGGGGUUUGUUUUGAUAAUCUUGAUGGGUCUUUUGUCUGAAGUUAGUGUCGAAUUGUUGGUGAGGUUUUCGGUUAUGUCAAAGGCUUCCUCCUAUGGGGAGGUUGUGCAAUACGCAUUGGGAAGACCCGCGAGGAUAAUCUCGGAGAUUUGCAUAAUUUGCAACAAUGCAGGCGUGUUGGUGGUGUAUUUGAUCAUUAUGGGGGAUGUUAUGUCAGGUUCUCUUCAUCAUAUGGGGGUUUUCGAUCAGUGGUUGGGGCAUGGCGUUUGGGAUCAUAGAAGGCUACUGAUUUUGUUUAUGUUGGUUGUUUUCUUAGCACCCCUUUGUGCCUUGGACAAGAUUGAUUCUUUGAGCAUCACUUCAGCGGCUUCUGUAGCUCUUGCAGUUGUGUUUGUUGUGGUUGCUUGUGCUAUAGCUUUUAUUAAGCUUGCUGAAGGGAAAACAGACUCUCCUAGGAUGUCACCAGAUUUUGGGUCGAAGAAGGCCAUCUUAGAUCUGCUUGUGGUGAUUCCUAUCAUGACCAAUGCUUAUGUUUGCCAUUUUAAUGUCCAACCUAUAUAUAAUGAGCUUGAAGGACGGUCCAUUCAGAAGAUGAACCGGGUUGGAAGGAUCACGACUGUUCUUUGCAUUGUGGUCUAUUCUUUUACAGCCAUAUCCGGCUAUCUACUCUUUGGAAAGGAUACCGAGUCUGAUGUGCUGACUAACUUUGAUAAGGACCUUGGGAUCCGUUACAGCUCAGCGCUGAAUUAUAUCGUCAGAGUUGGUUACAUUUUUCAUUUGCUUCUUGUAUUCCCUGUUGUACAUUUCUCGUUGAGACAAACCGUGGAUGCUUUGGUAUUUGAGGGAUCAGCUCCACUAUCAGAGAGUAGAAAGAGGUGUCUUAUAUUGACGCUGGUCCUGCUGGCACUUAUUUAUCUAGGAUCUACCAUGAUUCCCAACAUUUGGACAGCCUUUAAAUUUACAGGAGCAACAACAGCUGUGUCAUUGGGAUUUAUAUUCCCUUCUCUUAUUGCAAUUAAGCUAAGUCGGAAAGGGGAAGUUUUAAGCUCUGCAGAGAAGAUCGUGUCAUGGUUCAUGUUGGUAAUGGCAAUAACAGUCAGCGUCGUUGGAGUAGUUGGGAAUAUUUAUAGCCUCAAUAGCAAAUCUGAAUGAUCCAUGUUGUAGACUGUAGCAGAUAUUUGAGGUUUACUUCUGCUUAUGAACAAAUUUGGUGGUUAUACACAGAUUGUCAGGGGAGAUACUCUUAUUUAUAUGGGUUUGCUGCCUAGCUGAUUUGUAACAGUCAAAGCAAGUCAUUGUGAGUAGACCCCUUGAUCAGGAAGUUAUAUGGAAUGGAAAGGGUGGAUCCUUGUUCUGGUUCAUUGCAAUCAUAUACUUCUGGUUCAUUGCAAUCAUAUACUGUCGAGGAACUCAGAUUAGUAGGUUAAUCCAGUACUCAAGGACUUGUUUGAGAGGAAACUACACCAAGUAGUCAUUCCUACCACUUGUAGGUUAUACUCAAUUGAUUUCAAAACUUUUCACAGAAUUGUUUCUUGGUCCCAAGUUCUUCUUUCUCUUCCCUUUUCUUCUCCCACAUGAGAUGCUGUUGUAACUGUAUGAUCAGCACUUGCUGUUUU